This is a messenger RNA of Sorghum bicolor (sorghum), 1916 nucleotides long. RefSeq lists its product as uncharacterized. NCBI's taxonomy places the organism in Eukaryota, Viridiplantae, Streptophyta, Magnoliopsida, Poales, Poaceae. Bases 377 to 1516 code for a protein of 379 amino acids. Gene Ontology annotation, molecular function: ubiquitin protein ligase activity; protein binding. Gene Ontology annotation, biological process: protein ubiquitination. The transcript is spliced from 8 exons. The record is from RefSeq and is a predicted model, not a curated record.
UCCAACCUUGUUCACCUAAAAAAAAAAAAAGAUCAAAAGGAACCACCAACAACAACCAGAAUAUCGCCGUCGCGAGUCGUCGUCGAUCUCUCCGCCCCGCCCGCGCCGCGGAAUCUGACCUCUCUUUCUUUCCGAGCCGAGGACCGGGCGCCCUUACAUCCGCGCCGCCACGUGAAUCGACGUCCUGAGCCCUCGCGGUCUCUCGUCUCCCCGUGCGAGAGGACGCCGGCGGCAGCGGUGGCAGGGGGGAGGAGGACCGGAGGCGGCAGCAGGGCCUUGCGCCCAGAGGUGGACGGCGGCGGGCCUGUUCUCGGCGUCGCGUGGGGAGGUCCGCGGGGGAAGGCCCGGAGUAGCCGCGGGAAGCACGAGUGAAAUCAUGAGCUCGCUCUGUCCUUUCGCGCGAGCCACCAAUGGUGGUGGCGUAUGCCCUGUGAAAUCUGAUAAGAGCAACGCUGGGGUGUGCCCUGCAAAAUCUGACAAGAGCAUCAGCGGCGUAUGCCCUGUCACUGGGAAGGAUCAUGGUAGCGAGCUCAAGGAAAGUAGUGACCAUGGUGAGGAAAAGAGCACUGAUCCUCGUGUUGUGCCAGCAAAAUGCCCAUUUGGCUAUGACUCCAACAUGUUCAAGCUUGGUCCGCUCAGCUGCAUUGUCUGCCAGGCACUGCUCCAUGAGAGUAGCAAAUGCAAGCCGUGUGCCCAUAAAUUCUGCAAGGCAUGUAUAUCACGCUUUAAAGACUGCCCACUAUGUGGUGCUGAUAUAGAGGGUAUUGAGCCUGAUGCUGAGCUUCAAACUCUUGUUGAUCGCUUCAUUGAUGGCCAUGCCAGAAUCAAGCGAUCACAUGCUAAAGGGGAUGUAGAAGCAGCAGGUGGCAAGAAUAAAGUCAUAUAUGAGGAUGUCUCCAUGGAGAGAGGAGCUUUUCUGGUGCAGCAAGCUAUGAGGGCUUUUCGCGCCCAGAACAUUGAAAGUGCAAAAUCAAGGCUUACUAUGUGUGCGGAUGACAUCAGGGAGGAGUUGAAAUCUUCAGAAGCUAACCUAGACUUAUGUUCACAGCUUGGAGCUGUAUUAGGAAUGCUUGGGGACUGCUGUCGGACCUUGGGAGAUGUUCCUUCAGCAAUCACUUACUAUGAAGAAAGUGCUGAGUUCCUCUCGAAACCCCCUGCAAAAGAUCUUGAGCUGGUUCAUACUCUCUCUGUUUCACUAAAUAAAAUUGGUGACCUUCGCUACUAUGAUGGCGAUCUUCAAUCUGCAAGAAACUACUAUGCCCGUUCAUUGGAUGUUCGCAGAAAUGCAGUAAAAGAACACUCUGCAGUGGCUUCUCAGGUCAUUGAUCUAGCAACUUCUCUUGCCAAAGUCGCGGAUGUGGAUAGAAAUCUUGGGAAUGAAAGUGCAGCAGUUGAGGGUUUUGAGGAAGCAAUUCAAUGCCUUGAGAAGUUGAAGCUGGAUUCUGAACAAGCUAGCCUUGAACAGCGGCGCCUUUCGGUUCUUGACUUCCUAAACAACCAAUUGGCAGAUAAAUAAGACAUGGUCUUCUCCUAAGAAUGCACCAAUGACAGAUGUCUUCUCAUGGUAAUGUUCAACUCCACUACUUAAGGCUCCCUUUGGAAGGAGCUGGCCUAGAAGCAGCGAUCAGUAUGUGUGUUUACCACCGUUUGAAACUUUUGUCACGGCACAAAAUAAGUACUCAUGCACUAUAAAUGUAUCAUAUAUAUAUGCCCAUCGAGUACUCUUGAUGAUUGCCGAUAUGGUUUGGUAGUCUAAGCACUCUAGGUUGUCAAUGUCAGCCUGGAGCAGCGCGUAAGAUGUAACUUGUGGGAAGUUCCAUCUCGCUUUACCGUGUCAUGUGUGAACACUUAUCCUGUUGUAUAUUGACAAUAAGGCAGGGAGAUGCCAAUCAAAAGCAUGUCUGUUGUUUCUUUUA